Molecule: messenger RNA, 816 nt
Organism: Cokeromyces recurvatus
Lineage: Eukaryota; Fungi; Mucoromycota; Mucoromycetes; Mucorales; Mucoraceae
Product: Isy1-like splicing factor
Exons: 8
Coding region: 1-816 (271 amino acids)
Biological process (GO): generation of catalytic spliceosome for second transesterification step; mRNA 3'-splice site recognition
Cellular component (GO): post-mRNA release spliceosomal complex; post-spliceosomal complex; Prp19 complex
Source: RefSeq, a predicted model, not a curated record
AUGGCGCGUAAUGAAGAAAAAGCACAGUCUAUGUUAUAUCGUUUUCGUGAGGCGCAAGCAGCCGAAUUAGGACUGGGGAAGGUACGAUUACGUCGUCCUGCUUUUGCAGGCUCUGUUAGUACAGUACAAGAAGCAGAAAGAUGGAGAAGAGAUAUUUUGAGUGAAAUUUCAAGAAAGAUUUCAAAGAUUCAGGAUGUGAGUUUGUCUGAUUAUCAAGUGCGUGAUCUAAAUGAUGACAUUAAUAAACUUAUGGGACAAAAAUAUGCUUGGGAAAUGCGUAUUAAGGAAUUAGGUGGCGCUGAUUAUACUAGAUCUGCCCCUAAAAUGAUUAAUUUUGAAGGAAGAGAAGUUCCUGGCACAAGAGGAUACAAAUAUUUUGGUCGUGCAAGAGACUUACCCGGUGUAAGAGAGUUAUUUGAAAAAGCUGCUGCUGAUGUUACACCAGCUAAAGCAAAGAUUGAAAUAAAUCGAGAUCUUGAUGCAGAAUAUUAUGGAUAUGAUGAUGAGCAGACCAUAUUGCUUGAAUAUGAACAAGCGCUUGAAAAGGAAUUGAUUGAAAAAUUACAUGAUGCACCUGAUACGACUUAUGUGGAAGAAAAGGGACCAAAGCAAGAUCAAAACGAAGAGUAUCAUGAUAAAAAAGAACAAGAAAGUAAUGCAGCAACAGAUAAUAAUAAUGUGCCUUCACAGAAAGAAAUAGAGACAUAUCUAGUGGAAAGGCGAAAACAACAGUUACUGGAUAAAUAUGUUUCUGAGGAUUUGAAGCAAAGUGAAGAAGAAACUAAGCAAUUGACAGAUGUAAAAUUAAAUGGUUAA